Messenger RNA from Amphibalanus amphitrite, 1628 nucleotides. RefSeq lists its product as uncharacterized. The coding region runs from base 209 to 1150 and encodes 313 amino acids. NCBI's taxonomy places the organism in Eukaryota, Metazoa, Arthropoda, Thecostraca, Balanomorpha, Balanidae. The transcript is spliced from 8 exons. The record is from RefSeq and is a predicted model, not a curated record.
UGAAAACAAGUCGACUCGCCGUUGUGACCUUUUGGUGCCAUGCUCUUCCUCUGUGAGUUCUGCCGUCGGCGAAACGGCACAGGACCCGCUUGCUCUCACCGACGGCGGGACCAGUGACAACGAGUCCAGCAAGGACGCCGGGACCAGUGCGAGCCGGCAGGUGUUCGUCCUGGACACGAAAGCGCUUCCACCAUCCGUCCGCGAGACUAUGGAAAACGGCGGUGACCACAGCAAAGGAGAGCGAAGAGACAUAAUGGCUGCUGUGUAUGAACAGUACACGAAGACGUGUCGCAGCAGGUACCUGAACAACGUAGACGCUAUCGCAGCUGACGUCGCAGAACAAUUCCCUGGGUUCGGGAAAGGACUGCGGCUGUCGGACCGGCUGAAACUUGUGAAGGAGUCACUGAUUAAUAAGUUCAAGAAUAAGAGGAAAGCAUGCGACGACCUCGAGGUUCAGCAGCGCAAGAAGACACCGAAGAAGCUUCCCAACUUCCUCCCAGACAUCUCCCGUGUGGACGGGAUGAAGGUGCACGAGUGCGUACUCGACAUGAAGAAGGGCACUCUCAACGAAAGCCAGGUGCAGGAAGCGAUGAAGAUAACUCUCCCAGACCGGCGUCGGAUGCUGGCCGGUGUCAAACGCGCAAGAAAAAGCAUCGCAGGAGUGAAAGCCAAGUAUCCACUGCUUUUUAACGAAAAUGAGAUAUGGGAAGAGUAUGCGCGACUGAAGUCGGACGCUCGGGGCGGCAAGGCCGUCCAGGCUGAUGCACUACGGGAGCUCAAAAAAGUUCUUCGCAACGUACCCGGCCACGACGCCGAAGGUCUGGUGGCCUCCCUGAAGGAACUGGAAACAGUUUUUGUAGAAGAGGAAGGACAUCAUACAUACCCCGUGAUCGUGCGGCGGGGUGGUAGUGCUGCCCUCUUCGUGGAGGGGGUGCACUGCGCCGCCCUCAGUGGGAGCGAGGAGCUCCAGCUCCUCACGUGGGCGGUAUCGUUUUCCGUGUUCUGCCAGCCGCUCUACUACCUUGGCAUCAAGAACACGGCCACUUUCCUGGCGGUAUACGUAGUACAUUCCGACGUUAAGAAGGAUGUUCCGACGGCGCUCCAGGCCGUGCUCACUAAACUUCUCCCAGCCGGCGAGCUGCAGCACUGAGCGAGAGAGAGAGAGGUCCUGGUUUCCGACUCAUUCGCCGGUUUUUCAUUGACUGCGGUCGAACUGGACGAGGGCGUGGUCCUGUCACGCCCCACUGCCACAUCGCCUGCCCAUUAUUCGCCCUUCAUGGGAGCCACGGACGUUGCUUUGAUGGCGGUGUAUAUGUGACAGGGCCCACUGCCACAUCGCCUGCCCCUUAUUCGCCCUUCAUGGGAGCCUAGACACGGACGUUGCUUUGAUGGUGGUGUAUAUGUGACAGGGGACUUUGUUUAAGUGUUUAAGAGGGUUACGUUUUUGCAGCGCUAAAACUAGAAAAAAAAACUGGAUCCCUGAAGUAAGGGAACGAAUGGUACGAGAAGGCGUCAAUGAUUGUGCACUGUGACUGUGCAGUGAAUAGAAAAAUAGAAAGCGCAUGCUUCUGUUAUGUGUUAUAUUUCGUGUUGUAUUUCGGGGAAAUAUAUCCGUACUGACCGGGUAA